AUGCUGUUCCCAAAUCUGUUCAACAAGGGCCGUGUGAUCCCCGUCGUUCACGCAUUCCAAUUUUAUGAUAUUGAGGUCCGAGCUUCAGAGGAGGACGCUGACCCAGUCGCCGUCCGUGAUCUGAAGCCAGGUUGUAAAACCGGGUCAGCUCGAUUGUCGCUCGGACCCAAUUACCCUGGUCGACGCUUGCUGGCAUUCGACGGAAAGUUUGAAGUACCAACAUCUGUGACCCCUUGGCACCCGGCGUAA
Molecule: messenger RNA, 249 nt
Organism: Neoarthrinium moseri
Lineage: Eukaryota; Fungi; Ascomycota; Sordariomycetes; Amphisphaeriales; Apiosporaceae
Exons: 1
Coding region: 1-249 (82 amino acids)
Source: RefSeq, a predicted model, not a curated record